This is a messenger RNA of Branchiostoma floridae (Florida lancelet), 4127 nucleotides long. RefSeq names its product E3 ubiquitin-protein ligase MGRN1-like. Gene Ontology annotation, biological process: protein ubiquitination. Lineage: Eukaryota; Metazoa; Chordata; Leptocardii; Amphioxiformes; Branchiostomatidae. Gene Ontology annotation, cellular component: cytoplasm. Gene Ontology annotation, molecular function: ubiquitin protein ligase activity. The record is from RefSeq and is a predicted model, not a curated record. The transcript is spliced from 20 exons. Bases 420 to 3020 code for a protein of 866 amino acids.
AUUUCUCUAACAUACGUGACGCAGUAGUGUGAAUGUCAUUGGAGUUUAUGGGGAUGAAACGGUUAAUUUGUGCCACAUGUGGUUUUAGGUGAAAUUAUAAAGAUAUCUUCUUUCCCGCUUUUUAGUUGAUAUUUUUUAGCUGAAAUUUGAAUGUAGUGGGUCUAAAUUCGUCUCACUGACAUGAAAUAAUCUAAAAGAAGGGUCUGAAAUCGGUGAAAACAAAAAUGUCCAUUGAUCAUGUGCCCCAGACAAACAUAAACAAAGAAAGGAAGGAUGAAUUGUGGGAUUGCUAAUUAGCAUAUCGACGUCCGCCAUCUUAUUUUUCUCCAGGAAGCCAGAAAAAAUGGGAAACUUACAGUGAACAUUUUGACAUAAUUGCGCAUCUGUAUAGAUGUUAGAGUGCUAUAGAUAGAAGGAAGAUGGGUGCGUUCACAAGUAGGCAAAACGCUGGUGUAGAAGAGUUAGACAUCGCGGCGAAUUCAGCCUACAGAUAUCCCCCCAAAUCAGGAUGCUACUUUGGCAGCCAUUUCAUCAUGGGAGGGGAGCGGUUCGAUACCACCCAACCAGAGGCCUACCUGUUUGGAGAAAACUCCGACCUCAACUUCCUGGGGAACAGACCACUACCGUUUCCCUACCCAGCCCCCCAGCCAAAUGAACCAACCAAGACUCUGAAGAGCCUAGUCAACAUCAGAAAGGACUCCCUCAGACUAGUCAGAAUUGAUGAUCCGGAGCCAGAGGAAGAAGGGGAGGAGGAGGAUGAAGAGAAAGAAACUUCUCCCAAGUACAAUGUGGAGUUCACGUUUGAUACGGAUGUCAAAGUGGGCAUCACCAUCCACUACUUUGCUACAGAGGAGAUCGUCAAUGGUCUGGCUGUGUACACAUCCAACGACCCAACUCUGACCUCGGAGACAGUCCACUACAAGCGAGGUGCCAGUCAGACCUUCAGCCUCCCCAGCCAUGUGCUGGACCCUGGCAUGUGGAACAUGGACGAUUUCAGCUAUGAUGCAGACAAGCAGGUCAUCCCUAUGGUCAUACAGUGUUGUGUAGAGGAGGAAGAGGAACAUGCAGAAAACCUGGGCCAUGCCCAUAUGCUGUUUGCUACAUUUGAAAAGAAUUCUGAGGACUUCUUUUCUGUCAAACCUUUGAAACAGAAGCAGAUGGUGGAUGGAUUGUGCUACCUGCUACAAGAGAUCUAUGGUAUUGAAAACAAGAAUUCCCAGGAAACUAAGCACCAGGAGGAUGACAUAGACGACAGUGGUUCUGAGUGUGUGAUCUGUAUGUCUGACAUACGGGACACUCUCAUCCUGCCCUGCAGACAUCUCUGUCUCUGUAACGGCUGUGCGGACUCCUUGAGAUAUCAAGCUAGCAACUGUCCCAUCUGCAGACAACCUUUCCGUGCACUGCUACAGAUGCGAGCCAUGAGGAAGAAGACAAGCCUGACCCCAGCUGUCACCCCUCAGUCAGAAGCAGAUGAAGUGCAGGUAAUACAGGAGAAUAUCCCCCCUGGCUACGAGGUCAUCCCCCUGAUAGAAGCACUGAACGGUCCCAGCAGCAGCUGUACCACCCCCCCUCCACCCGUCUCCGGGACAAACGAAGGAGAAACCCUGAUUGCAGAACCUUUAGUGGUGACGAUGCCGCCAUCUCCGCAAGGCAGCAAGCCACAGGACUCCGUCACGUGCAGACCCAAGUCUAAGAGCAAGAGGAAGAGGUCGGGUGGUUCUUCGCUACGCGGGACCGCGGCGCUAGAGGGCAUGAGUCGGCAGCAGCAGGCCCCGGAGUCCAAGCUCGUAGCGCCGCCGUGUGACAAGUCUGACAAAUCCGACGCCUCUUCUGUGGGUACGGGUCCGUACGUUACUACGCCUGAUGACAGCGAGUCGGCUAUGUCGCCAUCUAUUGUCUCAUCAGUGCCCCCAUCAGAGGUUGACAUAUCGGAGAGGUCUUCACUAGGAGGAGAGGUGACCACACCUGAGACACCUGCGGUAGGUUCCGCCCAGGUGUCGUCCAUCGGUACACCUGGGAUCACCCCCUCCUGUACCGUGGACGGGGACCUCAGUCAGCAGGACCCAGAGGGAAGCUCUUACAACACCGCUCCUGACGCCUCCUCGCCCCUCUCCCUCCCCACCACACCUCUGUCUCCUUUCGAACCCUCCCACAGGCCCCUUCCCAAGAUGCUUCAGCUCUCUACCCAUGAUGCUCUGCAAGAGGCUUCCCAAAGCACCAAGCAGGACCUCGACAUCUCCCCCUAUUCGGACGCCUCCGAAAAUCCCUGUCACGAUUUCGAUCAUUUCAGUCCUAAAAAUCAUCCCAACUCUUUGGCUAUCAUCUCAAACCAAGUGGCAACCUUAGCAUCUGAGGAGGACCCUCUCUCUCCGUCCUCGCACAAAGACGCUGGCCCUGUGGGGAUUUUUCUCGAAAACAUUCCAUACGCGGACUGCUCCUCGGCCGGGUCCGGUACCCCCCAGGGCGCGGCAGACGAUAACAAAGACACCCAGCCCCCGAAAUUCGGCCCGCACAUAUUCGCGAAGCUUGGUCCGCCUCUGGUCGCUCGAUUGGCCUUUGAAAACGAAAAACCUGCCAGCGACAGAUGCACCCUCCCCGAGGGAGACUGUCGUCCCGACAACGGUUCUCCGAAAGAGUCCCUCCCCUCUCCUUCCUCCCCCUCUCCUGUCUAUAGUGAAGCACUAAGUCAGGUUCCGUUUGCGGAGGGGCAUGGGCAGAAGGACACACCUGAGGAACAGGUGUCUGCAGGUGCUACUAGCCAGGAUCCGGAAAACAGACCAGGUCCCUCUGGCACCAACUUGAAGUCGUUUGUGGUACCGGGAUCAGAGGGGCACAAGGGCGCCGCGGCCGCGCCAAGAGACUACGAUUACGUCGUCAUUCACGAAGAGAGCCAUGGGGAUGACGAAGGGAGCGAAAAUGACGACGAUGAAGAGAAUGAAACAGAUGAGUCUCUACCUCCUGAACCCCACAUGGCACCGACUUUGAAGGCCCAGCCAUACGAGUCCCCCCCAUCGGUGUGAUGCGCGAUGCCGAAGCCAUGGACAUCCCCGCGUCCGACAAGACCUCCAUGGAUAACGGCUGCGUGGAGCUCUCGCUUCCCGGCACCCCGCUGUCCAGCGACAGCUCGCGCAGCGGGAACAGCGUGAGCAGCACGCGCCAGCUCCUGAGCACGCCCAGUAACGUGCAACUGGAGGAGGAAGAAGAGACCAACAUCUCGCCACUGCUGGCAUGAAACUAGUCGUAACAGCCGCAGGGGGUAACGCAGCUUAACGUAACAGCUCCCUCGUCCCUCCAAUCCACCUUUUGUCUUCUUUCGAAAACCCGAAUGUCUCUUAGACAAACUUGUACAUGUCAGCCACAGGGAGUUACGCAGCUUAACGUAACAGCUCCCUCGUCCCUUCGAUCCACUGUUCGUCAUCUUUCGAAAACCUGAAUGUCUCGUAGACAAAGCUGUAUCCUUACUCGUUUGUGUCUUCAGUGUACGUCCCUCUCCAGAACAGUACGUACUUCUCAAAACUGCUCUGUGUGUAGAGCUAGAGAGUGUUGUGUAGUUUGUUCUGUUGUUUAGUAGUGAUGUAGUUCUAGUGGACCUGUCUGUCCACUACCGUUACCAUCCUUGGCUGUUGGGACUAGUUGGGAUGCUGCAGGGACGAGCACCUCCUCCACGUGCACCAUAAUAUUGUAGCAAUCGUUUUCUCUGAUCCUCACCACAAUAAUGCACCAGCGGUUUAGCAUCCGUCGUUCCCCGUCUAACAAUGGUUGGACGUUGCGGAAUGUUGUUCAGGUUUGCUACCGCAGAAAACCUACUGUAGUUGUUUUUCAACAUAUUCGGAUUAUUAUUGGAAAGUACUGAUUGUAAAGCUUACAUUUGUUGUCAGACUCGUGCUGUGGCUUUGUCUGCAUCAAAAUCUUCUCAAUUACACAUUGUACAAAUACAGACUGCGAUAGUUCCUUAUUCAUUAUGUUCAAUUUUUUUUCCUACCUUUCAAUUUAGUGUCCACAAACCUUGUUUUUUUUUUAAGUUAGUAAGAGCUUUGUAGCCACUGUAUAAUAGGAAAGUAAUGUUUUUAAAACUCUUUGUGUUGUAUAGUGCACCUGACUUUUAUUUGGUCCCACUUGAACAAUUU